AUGGGCUCUGCGGCAUCCGCUUGCUGCGGAAAACCAUCUAAACAUAACACAGUUACUCCGGAGAAAGAGGAGCGCAACACUGCGAAUGUAACUGUCACACCGAAACCGUUGAUCACAGUCCAGGCAAACGAAGAGAUACAAGAAGUACAGUACCCCCACAUUGGGGAAGCUGACAAAGAUCGAAAGCCUAAUGGCUCCACUGGACUGCAAGUCAUUAACACUCAUGCAUCUGCGCCUGAACAUUUCUCGGAACCCUCUACGCCAUGUCCACCAUACAGUAUGCCUCAAACUUCCGUUCCUGGCAGCUCAUAUGUGCCCGAGGGCCCUAACAAGGCAUCACAAAAUAUUUCUCAUGGUUCAGGUGUGCCUGACGACCAUAACAAGGCAUCACAAAAUAUUCCUCAUGGUUCAGGUGUGCCUGACGACCGUAACAAGGCAUCACAAAAUAUUCCUCAUAGUUCAGGUGUGCCUGACGACCGUAACAAGGCAUCACCACAUACAACCGAGCGCUCGCCGGAAAAUUUAAACAGUAACCCAGUGUUGACAAAGCUUCACGCCGAUCCCGUCCAAUUUAUUAUCAACAAGGCGCCUGAAAAUGCAAGGUGGAGAACCCAAUGGACGAUAACGGACGAGGCUGCUAAGAUCCUUAGCGAGUUGGAUGCACCGGUGGUGGUGAUCACCAUAGUGGGGGUAUUCCGUUAUGGUAAAUCAUUCCUGAUGAACCAGCUGAUGGGACAACAAGCAGGAUUUGAGCUUGGCAGGACGGUGUGUGCAGUUACGCGCGGAUUCUGGCUUUGGGCUUUUAAAGAAGAGGAAACCGGUCGAAUAAUUCUCCUUUUGGACAGCGAAGGCCUAUAUGACACAGACAACACGGAGGAAUACACUGCUCAAUUAUUCGUGAUCGGAGUUCUGUUGAGCUCAUGUCUAGUUAUGAACACACCGGGCUCCAAUUUGAAUAUCAAAGAACUUAGCAGUUUAUCGUUCAUUGUCAAUCUUGCAGAUCACAUCAACACUGAGGCUUCCGGGAGUGAAAAUGGGAACGAUACGGUAGGGAUCCAUUUUCCUAGUCUUUUCUGGGUCCUUCGCGAUCAUUUCCUGGACAUGAAAACGGUCGCGGGAACAUCCUUAACUGAAGAUGAAUAUUUGGAAAAUGUGCUCAAACUUCAACCUGGCAAUGGAGCACAGCAGCGAGAGCUCAACAACUUGAGAAUUUCUCUACGUGAAUCCUUUCCGAGGCGGACAUUGCGAGUACUCCCGAAACCAGUUGCUGAUGAUCUGCUACUAGACGCGCAGAAUCUUGAGUGGAUGCAGCUGGACGCUCGGUACCGCAGUAAGAUUGUGAAGGUGAGACAAUAUCUCUUCGUGUAUGCGCCUUUGAAAAGCGUUUGCUCCCGUGCGGAUGGAGGCAGUGUGAAUGUUACGGGCAAAGAGUUUCUACAGUUAGCAACUAUGUACCUCAACACAAUCAACGAGGGCAAAACGCCGUGCGUGGCUGAUGCCUGGCAGAUGCUCUCUGAUAUGGCGUGCCAGGACGCGAUCAAACAAGCACUCGCAUCUUACAAAAUGGCCAUGAAGCGGUCGGUCGAGCCAGAAUUGCCUGUAGAACUCAAUGUCUUGGAGGACUAUCAUGACGCAUUUGAGGAGGAUGCCUUACAAGAAUUCAUGAGCAUUGCCAUUGGCCCACAAAAGGAAAAGGCCUUGGCAGAAUUGAAGAGUUUGUUGGCCGAGUACCAAAAUGACGGAGAAAAAGUUGUUGGUGGGGAGUUCUUUAAAAUUAUUGAGCUGAAUACCAAAAUCAGCAUAGACUACUGUCGAAACUUGCUGGAAGUCCUCCACCAGGAAUUGGAACAGAAAGUGAAAUCGAAGAGCUUCAAGUCUUUCGACGAGUAUGCCGCUGCCAUACAAGACCUCAAAAAGAAGUACAGCGACGAAGCAAAGGGCCCAGGGACACUUACGGUAUUGGAGAAAUAUGAACAAAUCUUUCGAAGAGAUGAACAAGUCCAAGAGUCACACUUCCGUCUCUCUGCAUUGGAAAAGGCAAGAUUGGAAGAUCAGCAUAAGUUGCGAAUGGUGGCAUUUGACAAAAUCCGACAAGAAGAGGAAAUGAAAGCGAUUUUAGCAUCCCUCGAUGCAUAUAAGCACCAGCAAGAAGUUUCUACAGCAGAACUAGAAAAAAGGCGGAAGUUGGAGUCAGAUGCUUUCAAGGCAAAGCUGGAACAGGAGAAAGAACUCUGGGAGCAGCAGCUAAAGGAUGCAGCAAUUAAGAAGGAGAGAAUCUUGGAGGAGAUUUACAGUCGGAAGGUAGAAAGCUUGGAGCGUGAGAUAAGCGAUCGAGAACUAGCUCACAGGAGGGAAAUCAGCGAAUUUAGGGAACGAAUGUCACAGAUUGAAGAUACAGCCAAUCAACGAAUCGGAGAUCUGAUGAGAGCGAUCAAGCGUUAUGAGGAAGAAAAUCGAAACAUAUUAGCUUCUGUCGAGUUUUCUCAAUUGCGUGGCCGGCAUGCACCAGUAUAUGACGAUGGACGGUGUGGGUCUCUCAAUACUAAAACAGGACUACCUUGCCGAAAUCCAACAAAGGGGGGUCGUUGCUGGAUACCCGCCCAUAAAUAGGAUUGAGGAAGAAGUGGUAUUUUUGGGUCGCCAAUACAUUUUAGGGUAAGGGUUACAAGG
Spizellomyces punctatus DAOM BR117 is the source of this 2670-nucleotide messenger RNA. RefSeq lists its product as uncharacterized. Lineage: Eukaryota; Fungi; Chytridiomycota; Chytridiomycetes; Spizellomycetales; Spizellomycetaceae. Gene Ontology annotation, molecular function: GTPase activity; GTP binding. The record is from RefSeq and is a predicted model, not a curated record. The transcript has 9 exons. Bases 1 to 2610 code for a protein of 869 amino acids.